AGCAAAAUGAAAUUGAAUUGCUUAUUGCUUCAAAAUGUGAAUUUUCCUCAAAAUUGAUUAUCAGCUGUUUGUGUUUGAUUUGAAUUUGAAUCAAAGAAUGCUACAAAAAUGCAAGAUUUUGUGUUGGUGUAAUUGAAAUAAUUGAAACAAUUCUUCCCAAUCAUCGUCAGUAUUGAUCGGUGUUUCAACUCGCGUCGAUAUCUAUCCUUCAGUAUGUACUAAUCGUCGAAAUAACAUCUACUUACACUUCGAAUAUGGAAAAUCAAACACCUUGCUCUAUCACCGAAGAGCAAGUAUACAAAAUGAUCGAGAGAGUCAGAUGUGAAACCCAUCUUUCCCAUAAACUAGCAACACAUGCUGUGAAUGUAGUUUUGGAGAAUUUUUCAACCUUGGCGCCGCCUCCUGCUGUCCAAGUCAUCACCGAGAUACUUUCAAAGCUAGAAGUUUCCCCUGAAGCACCUCUUUCGUUGAUCGAUAAUACACAAGAUAUGACACGAUUGUUUGUCAUCACAGAAGACUUAGCUUCUGUGAAAGAUGAUGCACAGCAACGAUCAUGGGAGUUGUUCGAUGAUCAGGCGUCAAUUGUCGAAUAUUUGAGAGAAUUUAAUUGCAUACUGACAGAUGCAGACACAGCGAUUAGUAAACGUUUUUUGCACAUUACCGAUUACUACAUUGUCAAUUGUUUGGCGGAAUAUUACCAAAUGGAAACACGGUGGUUGAUCAGGAAUCUUUUGCUGCAGAGUUUUGAUUUACUGUGCACAUUAUCGAGGACUGCGAUACUUGUUUUAAUUGCAUCCGUCCUACCUUUAGAGUUGACCAGAGAUGUACAAAAUAAUAUUAACGAUAAAGAUAAACUUCUUCCAGUCAUCAACGUCCUCACAAAAAUAUUUUCCAUCGGCGAACGUUUACCAAUAAUUUAUUUUGAUACAAUCGGGAAAGAAUUCAUUUUACAAUUAUUGAAUUUAAUUGAAAGCCCAUCAGACGAUCCUGAUCAAGAAGAUAUAGUGAUAGAUCUGGUGAACUUAAUUUUAGUCUAUAAUCUGCAAUUUGACGAAAACCGUUCGAUCUCAGAUAAUCUCACCAUUCAAGCACUCUCGCAAUGUGAUAAUCCCAAAAUAUUCUCCGAAACUUUACUGUUACUCUUUAAUCGCGGAAAGGAUCCGGCAAAAUUCUUGGAUCACCAACCGUCUGCUGCUAAUUCAUUACUGAAAAUUAUUACCGAUAUUUUUGCCAGUGACGAAACAUCGAAUUUAUUUUAUAAAAAUGAUGUUGCCGUAUUGAUUGAUAUUGUUUUACGAAAUUUAGUUGAUAAUUCGCCUAAUUAUGAGGAAAGAAAUGAAUGGUUAAAAUUAAUUUUACGAAUACUACAAAAAAUCGAAUUAUCGGAUUACGCUGAUAAAAUAUCCAAAAUUCAAUCGUGCAUCGAACAGUUUUCAAAGGAUGAAGAAAGAAAGGAUUUAGAUCAAGAUUGUAAACUGAUUGCUGAUAUCGAAUACGUCUUAUCUCAACGCGUGUCUUCCUAGCUUUAUGAACAAUUUUCCAGUUCAAUCGCUUACAUUCAUUUGUGAUUUAUUAAACACGUACCCAUUAGAAAGCAUGAUCUUUGUAAUAUUUAAAUUAAUUAGUGGGAACAAUUUUGAAUUAUGUAGUAGAUUGAUCUAUUUUGUGAUCGCGAGCAAGUUUUUAAUAUCUACAUUAAUUUGUCGAAUGAUCUGAACAUCGAUCUGCACAAAAGACUUCACGUUUAGUUUUGUGAAUGAUUCAUAGAUGCAUUUUGCGUUUUUUAAUUACGUUAACUAAUUUUAGAAUUAUUUUAUACAACUUGCAAUACUCAGAAAUUUUUUUUCAAACGCGCAUUUAUCAUGUUACCAUUUUUUUCCAAAAUGCACAUUUGCUUUAUUACGUAUUAUUUAUUGGCUACCUUACCGGAUGAAUUUUAGUCUUAUAGAUGAUGAUAUGCUACCAUAAAGUAUGAUUGAUUAAAAUGAAUGCAAUUAUUAAUUGUGAAAGUUCUUAAAAAAUAUAUAUGUAUUUAAUUAAUAUGAGUAUAAAAAAGGUUUGAAUUCU
This is a messenger RNA of Planococcus citri (citrus mealybug), 2067 nucleotides long. RefSeq names its product NCK-interacting protein with SH3 domain. The record is from RefSeq and is a predicted model, not a curated record. Gene Ontology annotation, biological process: endocytosis. Lineage: Eukaryota; Metazoa; Arthropoda; Insecta; Hemiptera; Pseudococcidae. The transcript is spliced from 7 exons. Gene Ontology annotation, molecular function: Arp2/3 complex binding. The coding region runs from base 255 to 1523 and encodes 422 amino acids.